Salvelinus namaycush (lake trout) is the source of this 2833-nucleotide messenger RNA. Its product is annotated as suppressor of cytokine signaling 2-like. Gene Ontology annotation, biological process: phosphatidylinositol phosphate biosynthetic process; intracellular signal transduction. The coding region runs from base 693 to 1298 and encodes 201 amino acids. The transcript has 4 exons. Lineage: Eukaryota; Metazoa; Chordata; Actinopteri; Salmoniformes; Salmonidae. The record is from RefSeq and is a predicted model, not a curated record. Gene Ontology annotation, cellular component: phosphatidylinositol 3-kinase complex. Gene Ontology annotation, molecular function: 1-phosphatidylinositol-3-kinase regulator activity.
UCGGUAUUUUGUGUGUAGCUGUGGGUUUAAUGGGGAUUUGGUUAUUAAAAACACAUACCGAAGGAAAGAGAUUCAACGCCGCGGAAAAGACUGUCAUUGGGAUCUGUACCAAAAAACAAGACAUUCUGCAUGGUAUUUUAAAUCUUAACAUUACCAGCAGUGAGCGCGUCGUGGCGACUUGCCUCGGUCGCGAGACGUUGUCAUUGCCUGUUUUGCACCACGGGUUGGAAAAAUAUUCGGAGUUAGUUUGCCAUCUCGCCAAAAUGACAACUGAUUGAUUAGCCCGCCAGAACAUAAAUAAUACGACAUGGAAAUCCCUAACUAUGUAAUCUGUCAUCUUUCAGUGUGAUCGACAUGGCUAAACUAGCUAGCUGUUCCCUGGAAGUGUAUAGCUAACGAGCGGUUUUGUGUUUUGUUUAUUCAUCUUAGUCCCAUUUUCUUUAGGGAGAAGUGGUUUUGAAUUAUCAUCGGUAGUCGUUUGGUGCUGGAUCCACUCGCAAAUAGGGGUACCAGUACCGAGUUGAUGUGGAGGCUGUACGAAGUAAUUGAGGACGAUACAUACAAUUCAAGAAGAAACUUGCUGAAGAAACUGGUUUUGCGACUGUGGGGAAACUGCCUGUCUUCUGUGGAAUAUUUUUUGCAUUUGUCGAUGACUUUUGGCCUACGGCUGGGCAAUUUCGGGUGGUUCCCCAAUGACCUGCCACUCACCCGAAUCCACGGAGACCAUCGAAAACGAGAGAAGAACGGAUACCGAGUCACGAGUUUUAGAUUCCGACGAGACACGCAUCGCUCAGACCAUGAAAGACCUUAAAAAUACAGGCUGGUACUGGGGCAGCCUGACUGCCAACGAAGCCAAAGAGAUUCUCCAGGAUGCAUCGGAGGGCACCUUCCUGCUGCGAGACAGCUCCCAGAGGGACUACCUGUUCACCAUCUCUGCCAUGACCUCCGCCGGCCCAACCAACUUGCGCAUCGAGUACAAGGAGGGGAAGUUUAAACUGGACUCGGUGGUGCUGAUCAAGCCCAAGCUCAAACAGUUUGACAGUGUGGUGCACCUGGUGGAACACUACGUGCAGCUGUCCAGGACUACCAGUAAAAGGCCGUUGUCAGGGGCGUCGCAGUCCCUGGCCCCACCCAACGGGACAGUUCAGCUGCUCCUGACCAAGCCUGUGUACACUGCCACGCCCUCUCUACAGCACCUGUCCCGGAUCGCCAUCAACAACGCCACCAGGCAGGUGCAGGAGCUGCCUUUACCCAACAGGCUAAAGAACUACCUGACGGACUACAGCUACAAUGUAUAGUAGGACUACAAAUCCCAGAUGUGGUGUGGGAUAUAGAGCACUGCACCUGCCAUGUAGUGGCUGUCAGACUAUCACCCAGUCUGAAGUCUACCUUUAGCCCCAACCACUAGACAUGGCUUGAUGGCCCCCGUACUUCUGGAAGGAUUGAUGUUGCGCAAUAUGGUUAGAGCCAAGUCAGUCAACUAGUCCUCAGGAAGCUAGGUGGAAUUUCUCCCAUAUUACUACACCCUUCCAGUUCAUUUAGAGCUACAGUUGUUCAUCAAAAAGGGCUUAGAAGUUGGGAGCUAAGGGUUGAUUUCAGACCCGGGUCAUGUUCAUAAUCUCUGAAACUGCUACAAUUUUUUUUGUUCAAGUGGUGGUAUACCCUGCCUGCAGACCAGCUCAGGUAACAGUGUUUCAGACCCUUCUGAACGAGACCCAGGAGGGGUGGCAGUUAGCACACUUCUUUUUUUUUUCUCCUUCUUGUUUCAAAGCUUUGUUACUUUUCAUAAUCUUCCUCAUGUCUGUGACAUGAGCAUCUGACACGGUGUCCACUUUCAUUCUGAAUUAUGUUUUAGUUUGUUCAUAUUCUAUUUUUUUUGUACUGUAAUCAUAAGGUGCGGUGCUGGGGUGUCGCACUACAUGUAGGGGAACUAACUACUACAUUUUUCAGUGGCUUGGAGGUAGUUUCAAAUCUUGGUAGUAUUUUCAGUGGUUAAUUACUUUUUUUUUUUUUUUUCAUGUAGCUAACUACUGGAACUACACACAACCCCUUUUUUGUGUAAAAUUGGCCAGAAUUUCUCUUUUUGCAUCAGACCUACUUAACUAUCACUUGAAAGCGUUUUGGUGUUUAGGGCUGAAUAUUUGACUCCAGGGUGAUUUUUCACGUAGUAGUUUGGAUGUAGUGAACACAUUUUUCAAAAUCACUUUCGUUAAGUAAGCUAUAAGUGUAGCUUCUUCCAGUGCGACGUACUUGGUAAACUAUUUUCAGACUAGCUUCCCCAACACUGAGAAUUAUAAUAUUUUUUUUCUCACUCCGUUCAGAUUUUGGUUUUGAUAAAGCACAAGCAAUUUACAGGCUUCAAAUCUGACGUUGGUUUCUCUCACACUGUCUCACUCUGCCUCCUCCUGCUAAGAGGUUAAAAAUAAUUGCUUUUAGGAAGUGCUCAAACCUGGAUGUUGCUCCCACUACGCAUCAAGUAUUCUGUGAAACAUCUACUUCAUCACUGCAUUUUCAUUCAAUAGAAAAUGCCCUUGAGCAAGUCAAUGCUCACACCUCAGAACUAGACCUUGGUUAGACACCGGCUGUAUCUAAUGUCUAGCUAUUACGGCUGUGUUAAGGAAUUAGCUUUCCAAGCGCAUAUUGGAUGUUUGCCCAGGGGUUUUCAUUGGAUCAACGUGAAUCUUAUUUUAAUCAACAAUUUUGGAAGUAUUUAUUGAUUGUUCGACUGUGUUUCCUAUAAAAGUUACAAAUAAAUCCUGAAAGCAUGUUUUAUCAUAGCCUCUAUUCUGCAAUUUGGGAGGCAAUAAUGAAUGUGAUGCAGGGCUGUCAUGGC